AUGAAGAGUCUAUCGAUUUAUCUAUCUAUCUUUCUAUCUAUCUAUCUAUUCUGUCCAGGAUUAUUAUUUCCAUUGGUUCUUCUUCUUCUUCUUUCUUCUUCUUCUUCUUCUUCUUCUUCUUCUUCUUCUUCUUCUAUCAAUGACACAGCAAUAUCUAUCUAUCUAUCUAUCUAUCUAUCUAUCUAUCUAUGUCUCUCUCUCUAUGACAAACUCAUUUAUUUUGAUCGUUUCUUUCUUUCCUUUUUUCUUUCUUCCUUUCCGUUUUUCUUUCUUUCCAUUUUCCUUUCUUUCGUUCAUUCUUUCUUUCUUGCCUUUUUCCUUUCUUCUUUUCACUCUUUCUUUUUUUUCUUUUUGCUUUCUUUUCAGUUUUUCUUUUUUUCCUUUUUCCCUUCUUCUUUUCAGUCUUCCUUUCUUUCCUUUCUUUUUUUCGUUCAUUCUUUCUUUCUUCCCUUUCUCCUUUCUUCUUUUCAGUCUUUCUUUCUUUCUUUCUUUUUUCCUUUGUCCUUUUUAGUCUUUCUUUCUUACCAUUUCCUUUCUUCUUUUCACUCUUUCUUUCCUUUUUUUCUUUCUUCUUUUCAAAAUUUCUUUCUUCCUUUUUCUUUUCUCCUUUCCAGUCUUUCUUUCCUUUUUCCUUUCUUCUUUUCAUUCUUUCUUUCUUUCCUUUUUCCUUUCUUUCGUUCAUUCAUUAUCUAUCUAUCUCUAUCUAUCUAUCUAUCUUAUCUAUCUAUGGCUAUUAAUUAUGUAUGUAUGUAUGUAUGUAUGUAUCUAUCUAUCUAUCUAUCUAUCUAUCUAUGUCUGUUAAUUAUGUAUGUAUGUAUGUAUCUAUCUAUCUAUCUGCGCCAAUCUGUUCAUUAUCUAUGUCUGUUAAUUAUAUAUGUAUGUAUGUAUGUAUCUAUCUAUCUAUCUAUCUAUGAGAGCAGAGCACAGAUCACAAUCGUUUUUUUCUUAUUCUUUCUUCACUCUCUCUCUCUUUCUCUCUCUUUUUCUCUCUCUCUCUCUUCCCGAUCUAAAGCAACUAUCUCAUUCAGUUCAUAUCUAUCUAUCUAUCUAUCUAUCUAUCUAUCUAUCUAUCUAUCUAUCUAUCUAUCGAUUUAUCUAAUUCAUUCUAUUCAUAUCUACUUAUCUGUCUCAUUCUGUGUAUAUAUUUUUCUGUUUCUAUCCAUGUUCAAAUCUACCUGUGUAUCUCAUUCUGGUUCAUCUUUCUUUCUUUCUUUAUCUAUCUAUCUAUCUAUCUAUCUAUCUAUCUAUCUAUCUAUCUAUCUUAGUCUGUUCUUUAUCUAUCUAUUUGUCUAUCUAUCUAUCCCAGUCAGUUAUCUAUCUAUCUAUCUAUCUAUCUAUCUAUCUAUCUAUCUAUCUAUCUAUCUAUCUAUCUAUCUUAGUCUGUUCUUUAUCUAUCUAUUUGUCUAUCUAUCUAUCCCAGUCAGUUCUUUAUCUAUCAUCUAUCUAUCUCAUCCCUAUCUUAGUCUGUUCUUUAUCUAUCUAUUUGUUCAUCUAUCUAUCCCAGUCAGUUAUCUAUCAUCUAUCUAUUCAUCUCAUCUAUCUAUCUAUCUAUCUAUCUAUCUAUCUAUCUUAGUCUGUUCUUUAUCUAUCUAUCUAUCUAUCUAUCUAUCUAUCUAUCUAUCUAUCUAUCCCAGUCAGUUCUUUAUCUAUCUAUCUAUCUAUCUAUCUAUCUAUCUCUAUCUAUCUAUCUAUCUAUCUCAGCCAGUUCAAACUUGCCCGUCAUCAUCGUCAACCAUUUUCUUUUUUCGAGUAGCCCUGCCCGGCCCAGCUGUAAGCGUUGCAGGCAUGUUCAUCCCAGACAUAGAAAUGGUGGUAUUCAUUGUCAAUGUCAGCUUUUCAGAACAGAAGUUGUCGCCAUCCACAAAAGCUCGUUGUUUAAGCACGCACUAA
This is a messenger RNA of Acanthosepion pharaonis, 1890 nucleotides long. NCBI's taxonomy places the organism in Eukaryota, Metazoa, Mollusca, Cephalopoda, Sepiida, Sepiidae. The record is from the annotation of a GenBank genome assembly.